CCCCCAACUUCCGAUACCGAUAACAUGGAAAAUGAGACGCGCCGGUUUAAUCAAACCGCUGUUGCGUAUAAAUAAGAACAAAUCACGAGUCUGGACAGAAAACUACGCAACCCAAGUGGACACAAACUUGGCCGAGUGUUCGCUGGACCCCAAGGAGUACGUGGACUUCAAGCGGCAACUGCGGCAGCUCAACUUGCCCCACAAAGAUGGGCACACGUGCUUGCAGCUGGAGUGCCGCCUGUGCGAACGCAACAGGCAGCCGGCGACAAACGCCCAGAAAGGCGUGGACCAAGGGCUCUUGGCUUACGUAAACAAGCGGACGGGAGCCGUCAUAUGCCCCAGUUGCGAUGUGAAAACCUCACUGGCCAAUGCCUUAUUGGCCUAUCAGUUGCCAACGCCGGUUGGCUAUAGGCGCCCCCCGCAAAGUCAGCCUCAUUAUGAAUCCCGAUUUCCCCAUCUCGUCGAUGUGGCCGCCGAAGCCUGCGAAGCUCUAGGCAUCAAGGGCUUGAAGGAGGACCAACUAAAUGCCAUUGGAGCACAAUGGGAACCGGAGCAGCAGCUGCUCCACUUCAGAUUACGCAAUGCCGCGCAACAAGUUGUGGGCGAGAAGGUAUUGCAUGUGGCCGAUCGCCGGGAGGAGACCUUCCAGGGCAGUUCGACCUCAGGACUGCUCAUCCAUGGCGGUGGGAACAAGUCCAAGGCAGUUCUAGUCAGCAAUCUACUGGACUUUAUCGUCCUCGCCACGCAGAACAUCGAGUCGCAUUGCACAGUUUGCCUGCCUUACGAGUUGAAGACGCUGCCGCAGGAGUGCCUUCCUGGCCUGGAGCGCUUCAAGGAGCUAGUGUUUUGGCUGCACUACGAUGCCAGUCACAGCUGGGAUGCAGCGCGCGCAUUUGCACUAAAGAUGGACGAAAAGCGGUGUCUGCUGAUCCGACCAACUGAAACAGAACCGGCGCCACACCUGGCACUCCGUCGUCGCCUCAAUCUGCGCCACAUCCUGGCCAAAGCGACGCCAGUGCGGCACAAGGCCAUCACCACGUUUGGAGCGAUGCGGAAUGACAUCCUCAGCGAGUUGCAGAACAUCGAGAAGGUGAAUGGCGUGAAGUGGAAGCGCUUUCCGGUUCUGAACAAGCUGCUCAAGGGCCAUCGGAGGGGUGAGUUGACCAUCCUAACUGGACCCACGGGCAGCGGAAAGACGACCUUCAUGAGCGAGUACUCCCUCGACCUAGCCAUGCAGGGUGUAAGCACGCUGUGGGGAUCCUUCGAGAUUCGCAACACCCGGCUAGCGGCCACCCUGCUGCGCCAGUAUGUGGGUUACCCGUUGGACGAUCGGCUGCAGGAGUUUAACCACUGGGCUGGGGAGUUCGAGCGGCUGCCGCUCUACUUCAUGACCUUCCACGGGCAGCAGCCGCUUAAGCCGGUGCUGGAGGCCAUCGAGCAUGCAUCCUAUGUGCACGACGUGAUGCACGUGAUCAUCGACAACCUGCAGUUCAUGAUGGGCGUGUCCUCGCAUCGGGGCGACAAGUUCUGGGAGCAGGACUCCAUAAUAGCAGCCUUUCGCGCCUUCGCAACCAAGCACAACGUGCACGUGACGCUGGUCAUGCAUCCGCGCAAGGAGCGGCAGGAGGACGAGUUGACCACCAGUUCGGUUUUCGGAACCGCGAAGGCCACUCAAGAGGCGGACAACGUGCUGAUCAUCCAGGACAAAAGGCUGACGUCUGUGAGGGGCAAAAAGUAUCUGCAGAUAGCCAAGAAUCGAUAUUCCGGUGACCUGGGCAUCAUGCCGCUGGAAUUCGAAAAGGAUGCAUUGAGCUACUCCUCCCAGGCCCAGAGUGCCAAGCGAAAGCGGGAAAAGACGCCCUCCGAGACUUGACUAGUUUAGGCAUUUGUUGUACUAUACGAUAUAAUUAUUCUGUUGUCUAUGGCUAGGCUAGGCUUAAGUGAAUCCCCCAAUAGACCGCAUCACGUUGA
This is a messenger RNA of Drosophila elegans, 1971 nucleotides long. RefSeq names its product twinkle protein, mitochondrial (gene mtDNA-helicase). Gene Ontology annotation, molecular function: ATP binding; single-stranded DNA binding; 5'-3' DNA helicase activity. Gene Ontology annotation, cellular component: mitochondrion. The transcript has 3 exons. Gene Ontology annotation, biological process: mitochondrial DNA replication. NCBI's taxonomy places the organism in Eukaryota, Metazoa, Arthropoda, Insecta, Diptera, Drosophilidae. The coding region runs from base 32 to 1873 and encodes 613 amino acids. The record is from RefSeq and is a predicted model, not a curated record.